AUGGUAAUGUACAAAAAUUUAAUUCCUUCUCCAAUUAAAUAUUCAAUCAUCAAAACAUCGACAGAAUGUGGCCCACCAGAAAAAUGGGCACCAUCACAAGAUAUAAUGGAUUAUUUAUUUGUGCGUUGGCGUCUUUUAACAUUAACACCAAAAGAUUUUGCAAUAAUUGAACCGAUAAAUCCUCAAUUUUACAUACAACUCUUCCAGAAACUUCCUUUACAAUGGGCACAAUUGCUUGCAAAGUUCUUUUUAGAUGAGAAAAAUGGAAAUAUUCCAGAAAAAAACAAACAAGAUCUUGCGUUCGGUUUAGCAAUUAUGCACAACCAAUUCUUUGGUUUAUACAAAGCAUUAAAUCCAUACGUUGAAUCCAUUUUAAUUAAAAUUGGCUCAAAAACUUUAUUUGAAAAUCUUGGACUUGAAGCACUUUCUCUUUCUAAACGAAUCGAUCCAGAGAUGCUACAAUACUUCAGAGCGGAUCUGAUUUCCCCUGAAGAUUUCAAAAAACUUUGGUUGAUGCCAACAAUUUUAAAGGACGACAAGGCUUCUCUUCUUUUCCAGAGCUUGUUCCAAUGUGCUGAACCAUUUCCAAGACCAUCCGCCCUAUUUUCUUCAGAUAAUUUGCUUACUUUAUGUAAUCAUGUGAUUGUCAAGAAAAGAAAGCAGUUUAUUGAUGAAAUGGUCGAUCCUUGUUACAAUAUAUUAAUCCAGGAAGAUGACUACAGUCUUUGCGAUGCUUAUAUCAGUAGUUUUCCUGAAUUAAAGCCAAUGAUGGGUCUAAUGUUCUACGAAUCACUCUGCGCGAACCAGACAACUUUGGUUGACGUUAAUGAAGAGUGUUCGAAGUCCCAAUGUGGAAUUCAAAUUUUUGAUAAUAUUAUUCAGAGAUUUCAUAAUGAUUUCGGUCUGAUUGUCAUUCUAAGACAAAUAACAGGUAUAACAGUAUCCAGAAGUAACUUUGCCGAGAUGUCUUUGCCAUUUUUCCUUCGAAGUUUCUUGACAUCAAGUAAUAUGGAGGAUAUAAUGCCGUACAGGCAAUUAGAGUACUACAUUAUAUCUGAUAAUGAUAGAUUAUCUGAUUUCUCCUUCAUUUUUGCCCAGAAAUGCAUUUCUUUGGCGAUUGAAGAAAUAAUUUCGAAAGAAGCCAAUUGCCAGUUCAUGCAAUACCUUUCUUUGGUCAUGACUGAAGAAGUUUUGCAGAGUUUACUCGUUGAUUUGUUCUCUUUGAUCUUUUUACAAGUGAAUGGAGAAUAUAUCUGUCCUCCAAUGGUCGCAAAGACAAUUGUUGAUGCAGUACUAAGCUUAAAAGAUGAUGAACAAUUUAAGAUCGCUCACAGAAAGCUCGAUACCGCUAUAAGUUUAGGAAUGGAAAAAAUUGACAUUUGUUUCCACGAAAACAGAUAUCUUUUGCAAUUAUUAUUUGAUGAGAAGAAAUAUGAUGACGCUGUGAAGAUAUUUAAAUACGAUCCGGAGCUAAAUCAAAUUGCUUAUCUCGCAGAUUGCGCUGAUCGCAUGAGACGCCAUCUUCCUGCCGAUUUUCGUAAUAUUAAUGAUAAGAACUUGCUCUCCGCUGAGUUUUUCUUCACGCAUUCAGAGGGACAACCUGAUUUGGAAGGAUUGGACCCAUUUGUCAAGGCAUUGGUCGAACGUCGCCUUAAUACUGCUAAUCCUCUUGAAUGCAUUGACGCAGAUAGUAUCCCAGCUUUGUUAACUGUUGUAGAAGAAGGACAAGCAGCAAAUUUGGCCAGAUAUCCUUUGUUAAACGACUUCAUUGAGUUCCAGAAAAUUGCUGCUAAUGUCAAUAUAACAGGCCAUUCCAUCAUUGAAGUCAUAAACAAAGUUGUUGAAGCAGAUGAUAUCUCGAAGUUUUCAGAUUUCGAACGUAUAGCCGGCCAAAUGUCCUUGGAAUUAAUUGUGAGACAGGGAGAUGAUUUGGGCCCGAAUUUCAAGGAAAUGAUCAAAAAUAAAUAUCCUUUAGUUUAUUUGUUGCUCAGUGGAUCACUUAAAAUAGAGCAAGGAACAGAAGUUAAGAAUACGAAAGUCCUCGAAAACUACGUAAAAAUACCAAAUUAUUCUGAUUGGACAGAAAUCACAGAAAGUCAGAUGCAUGAACGCGUAAUCCAGGCCUUUUAUAAAGAGGAUUACGAUGAGCUUAAUGAUUUGUAUUACCAAGACUCAGAUCUUUACAUGGAAGAAAUGAUUUUACUUAUUAAGAAAUGGACACUUAACAAGAUCGAAAAAGUUCUUCCAUUCUCAACAUAUAAGACAAUGUCCCUUGUUGAAGACAAAUCUCUUACGAUUCCAGAAACAUUUAUCAAAUUACUCAGAAAUAAUCGUUAUUAUGCGGCCAAAGAACUCUCUAAUGAAUUCUUUAUCCAUGAUAUCCAAGAUCUCAUCAAUGAACAUGUUUCUGGAUACGAUCAAAACGAAAUUGAAGUUAUCAAGCAAUAUUUCCCAGAUUGCAUCAUAAAUAUGCCACCCAAGAAACCAGAAGAUGAUGAAACACUCAUGGAAUUCAUCAAAAUUGUUGCAAAACAAGACAUCAAAGAUUAUAAUAACAUUAUUCGCGUAAUUUGGGAGUUUUCUAGGCGGAAAGAGGUUUUCUCGGUUGAAUUUGUUGAUGCUGUCCUUGAAAAUGCCACUUCUGUCAUUUCUAUGAUGCUUGUCAAAGAUAUUGAAUCAGAAUUAAAGAUGAUCAAAGAUUUUUCAAGGUUAUACAACAGUAUUAUGCAAAUAUAUAACCAUAUUGAGACGACUCACGAGAUUUCUCGCUUCGAAUCAACAUUUAUGAAGUUAUCUAUCCUAAAUCGCCUUCUUCAUCGCCAUAUCAACCACAGAUUUGGCUUUAAAUAUAACUUCUCUAAUUUCAUGAGCCAGGAAUUCGGAAGGUUCAUAUUUACAAUUUGUAUUAUUUAUGAUUACCCGAAUUUGGCUUUUGACAUCGUCAAUUCGUAUCAAAUAAAUUCGAAUUUGACUUAUAACAGAGCUUUCGCCUGUUUCCACCUCGGAAACUAUCAGGACGGACUUGAUGAAUUAAAGAGGUCGAUUAUCUCAACGAACGUUCACUCCCAUAAUGUCCAAGAGCUACUUUACGAUCUGAAGAGGUCAACAAUCUUCAGAUUGCCAAUUAAUAUCGACGAAUGUUUGAAAUUUAAACAUUUUAUUUCAAUUCGCGGAACAAUUGUCCAAGCUUAUGCUUCUCAGGUCGGAUUAAUUGCAAGUAGCCCUCAGAUAUCAUCAUUGGACCAAUCUUUGGAGAUAACUGGCUUGAAAUCAGAUAGAGUUGCAUUUCAUGCAUCGACAGGGUCAUUCGAUGAUGCAUUUAAUGCUUUCUUUGAUGAAGGAUUCGGUUCCAAUCACUUUAUCUCUUUAAUUUUCACUCAAGCCCUUGCAAAUAAUAAUUGGAACAUGUUAUGGCGAUACAUCAUGAAAUUAAAGGGUGAAAGGCCAGAACUAAUGACAUAUGUUAAUGAUGCUUUAACAUUUGCUAAGAAUUACCACUUAAACUACACAAUUUUCGACAUAACUUUCAGAUUAGGAAUGCAUGAUGAUUGUUUGACCUCAGGAAUAGCGAAAUUCGCUCAAUCCAAGUCAUGGAAGGAGAUGCAGAGGUGUUUGGAAGAUCUAAAGAAGGAAACUCAAAAAGCAAUCGUAGAUGAAGGUUCAAAGAUGUUCAAACCAGAGAAAUUGUAUGAGUUACUUCAUAGAAUAGAGAUUCAGAACCAAAUUAUCACUGUUUUCGAAGAUUCCAACAAACAAUUUUCAAAUGAACUAGAAUUGAUCACUUCUAGAGAACACGCGUUGACACUUGCCGCAAAUUUACUUUUGGACUAUCAUUUGGGCUUCGUAAAUGAGAUUUGCGCGUUUGAUGACGUAAAUAUCUCCGAUGUUUGUAUUUCAUUAGUAAAUAUUUUGCCACUAAGUGGUCGCAUGGAAGAAUUUAUUAAAGGAAUGCGAACAAUGAACGAAUUCGACGCAAAAAUGAUUAUGCCUGACUUAAUUGCAGCUUUUCACAGAAGAAGUGUCACUCUUUCCUCAUUUAUGCAGUUUGUAAACGCAAAUGUUCCUUCCCAUGACAUAAAAGCUUUGGCUUUCGCAAAAUGCGGAAUGAGAGAAGAAGCAAUGAACGAAGUAAGACAAUCUAAGGGUCAGAACACUCUAAUAGAAGUCAACAAAAUAUUCGAACAAUACUAUUAA
Trichomonas vaginalis G3 is the source of this 4194-nucleotide messenger RNA. RefSeq lists its product as uncharacterized. Bases 1 to 4194 code for a protein of 1397 amino acids. NCBI's taxonomy places the organism in Eukaryota, Parabasalia, Trichomonadida, Trichomonadidae. The record is from RefSeq and is a predicted model, not a curated record. The transcript has a single exon.